Onthophagus taurus is the source of this 5911-nucleotide messenger RNA. The record is from RefSeq and is a predicted model, not a curated record. Lineage: Eukaryota; Metazoa; Arthropoda; Insecta; Coleoptera; Scarabaeidae.
UCAAAUAGAAUGUGUUACGUCAGUGAAAAAAUUUUGUUUAUCCAUCUCUCGUACAUUCUAUUUACAAAUAAAUGCUAAUCAGUCAAAUAGCGUGGUGUUUUUCUACUUAUUUCUCUACGGAUAUGUAAAAUCAGGUUAGGAAUCGGCUUCUUAAAGCAAAGAGAUCUCUAUUUGACCUCUGCCCGACCCUGUUCCUCAACUAUUGUUUACAAUUUUAUAAACGUACAAUGCUAUCAUUAGUAAAGUGAUACAUGCACUAGAAAUGCGGCGCAAUUAAAAGAAUACUAAACACGAUUAAAUGUUUCUAGUUCAAAAAUAACGUUAAAAACGCCUCAUUCGGCGUUAAAACCAUGGACGACGAACUCGAUUUAUUAGGCUUAAACGACUUGGAUUUAAUAAGAACUUUAGAACAACGGAGUCUUGGUAAUUGCAGAAAAGUCAAAGGAUCUCCUUACGAUCUACAAAUACACGCUGAAGAUGUGUUUAUUCACAAACAAUUUGAUGAACUGAGAUGUGAUAUUCCCGAUAUACCAAGAUCUACAUUUUUGAUGGUAUUUAGUCCUGAUGGAACCAAAAUUGCAUCUACCCAUGGAAAUCAUAACAUUUACGUAACAGAUUCUAGAACUGGAAAGAAUAUUCGCACUUUGUCCGGUCACCCAAGAACUCCAUGGUGCAUUGCUUUUCAUCCAACUUCUAAUCAAAUUCUAGCAUCUGGAUGUUUAGGGGGACAAGUACGCAUUUGGGAUCUUAGUGGAGGGAGUGAAAUAUGGACAUCAGACAUAACAUCAGUAAUAGCAUCAAUAGCAUUUCACCCCGACGAUCGUCUACUGGUUAUAGCUACAUGUAACGAACUUCACUUUUGGGAUUGGACAAAACCGGAACCUUUUAUGAGUGUUUCAACUGGUAAUAGCAAAGAGAAGGUUCGUUACGUAGCUUUUAGCAAGGAAGGAACGAAAUUGAUUACGGGAAUUUCUAACUGUCCCCAAAUGCGAUGGGAAAGAGUCAGAGCCCCCGUACCAAUUUCGAGGCAAACCGAGGGCGCCGCGAAUUCUUACAGACGAAGGAUCACACCGAGAUUAGUUACGGUUCCGGGUCCUCAAAUUCCUUCCCCACCCACAACAACAACAACUACCACAACUACAGUAAAUAGUAGUAAUAAUAACACCCCUAGGGAACCGUUGUCUACGGUUCCAGAAAGGGAAAGGAGGAUAACGGCAUGUUAUCGAAAUUUAGUGCGCGAAUACGAGCUUUUGGUGCAACGAUAUCUUCAAGUAUAUCGCCCCCCAACAAUGAUCGAUCAAGGAACUGAUCCAAUGGAGGAAGAAAUCGAUCUUUCAGUUCUAACAGGAGCAAGUCAAUCCUCUUCAGCUUCAAACACCCCAAUUCCAAACAACUCAACUUCUCCAACCCCCCCAAAUACUAAUGAAUCAGAAAAUGAUCCCCAAGCUUCAACAUCAUCCGGUUUACGAUCGAUGACAUCGACACCAAGGCGAUACGGGUCAUCAAAACCCAUCUCGACAAUCGGCACUCAAACGACUUCAACGUUUUCAUACAAUUCAUCAAGCACAGAAAGUAUCCCUUCGACUUCUACGGCACCAUCGCUUCCAUUUCGUAGGCUCUCCGAAAUGUUAAUGGAUCGAUUGCAUUCGCAAAAUGCGGAUGCGACCACGACGAAUGAGACUGAAUCGAAUUCGACACAAACUGAAAAUCCACGACGAAUUUUGGUGAUUAAUGAGGUUCCCGCAAAUAGUGCGACAAAAGAUGUUGAAAGUCCCACUUUGAAUUUGUGGUCGAAUAAAGUUGUAAUAAAGUGUAAUAGUGAGAAAAGAAAUGUUGAAGAGGAGGAGCCUAAACCGAGUACUUCAGGGUUUCAAUCAAAAUUAAAAACAUUAAAAGCCCGCCCUAAAUAUGAUCAUAGUAGGAAAAGAACUUAUUCUGGGUUAAAAAAGAAUCGACGACCAGUUUGGGAUACUUCAACUGAUAGUAGUAGUACAUCUGAUGAUGAUGAAUCAUUUAGUAAAAGAAAAUGUUCGGAAAAUGUACCAACAACAUCUACAUCAACAAUAAUCACUUCACCAGAAAAUGAUUCAUCAUCAAGACAACAACCAUUAAAUUUUAAUCGAAAAUUAGAAAUACUCGUGACCGAUCUCUUACAAGUUGACCAACACAGAAAUUGCCCUAACGCUGAAAAUUCAGAUCAUUCAAGUAGAAUUUGUAGCACUUGCGGGUUGAGAAUACCCGAUUUUCGCCCAUCUAAUCAAAAUACAGAACAAUCAACACAAGAUAAUUCUAAUUUAAGACCAACAGAAAGCGAAACGAACACAUCUUCAACCCGAUCAACAAUUGGAGUUGCUUUAAAACCAAUAAUAAGACCAUCAUCUCCCAGAUCUUUACCCCGACCUCCUAAUCACCGAUUCUUUUCUCAUCGUUACUCCGCGUUUAACCCAACGAGAGUUAUGCCAAUCCGAUACGGGAACAGAUUAUCAUUGCAACGUUCGCCAAGACCGGCUUCGCCAUCUCGAAGAAAUUGGUGGAGAUCAUUUCACGCGUUUAAUCGUAGCAGGAGUUUCGCAUCCGAUGAAUUAAUUAAUUACUCUGAAAGAACGAACGAAGAGGAUACGCAAGAACCGGUUGUACCUCCCCCUAAUUUUCACCCCUUCGAUCCACCACCAGAAUUUGCAACUAUUAACCCCGAAAAUAUCGGAAUUGGAAAUAUGUACUCAAAUAUAGUUCAAGAAUUAGAAUCGAGUUUAAACGAUGUGAGGAAUUUAAGACCUGGAAAUCGUUUGGGCGAAACUUCCGAUAUGUUGAGUAGUUUCUCUGAGAGAUUAGAAAGUAUUAUGAAUCAAUCAAACGCAAUUUUAAGAAAUUUAAGAACGUCCAUUGAAACUUUAACCCCCGAGCGAAAUAACACAAACAAUCCCUCUACAACCAAUCAAAACACCAACCCUAAUAACUCAAACGCUUCGUCUCAAUCAAGUGAACCUCAAGUACAUUUUAGCGAUGAAUCAUUUUAUUUAAGGGAUCAAAACAAUGAUCCCCCUUUAAACUCGUCUAAUUUAUUAGAUGAAGCCGAAAAUAUUUUUGCAAAUCAAAGAGCCGCCGUGGCCGAUCAUACUUAUCCAGUUAACUCGAGAAAUUCAAACCGAGGAAUACGCUAUAUGAGUCCAUUAAUGGCUUCUUUACAUUUAACCGUGUCGCAUAUACAGCGUCAAGCGAGAUUAUUAAGAUUACAAGUUGAGAGUAUUGAGAGAAUCGACCGCGCUAUGUUAGAGGUGGCUCAAUUACAAAUGUUAAGGCAAAUGUUUACCGAGUUACAAAGACAUUUUCGAUCGAGGGGAGAAAAUCGUCACGCCGUUUCGAGCGUGCGACAAAUGAUGGCUGGUGCUCGAAUAAGCGAUUCAAGCCCGUACGAUUCGCCGGAAGAAAAUUCAAAUUCCCAAAAUAGUUCUUCGGAGGGACCAUCAAGAAGUAGUACAAACGUGGGGGAACAAACUUCUUCCUCAACUCAACAAAGAGUACCAAGAAAAAAUUUUCCUAGGUGUAUAUUUUUAAUGCAUCGUAAUUUAAGGAGGGGCCCAGUUGGAAAUAUCCUUCAUAGAAGGUUGUAUUCGCGAGAUCGAUUGUUAAGGAGGCAAUUAUUUAGGAGGGGAUUUAAUUGCCGAACGCUUUUACAACAAUCUUCUGUUGAUCUGCUUCGACAAAAUAACGGAACCCCAAAUACGGCAUCGAUGGAGAUUUUACGUACGUUGAUACGGAGGUUGGAAUUUUUUUUAAUGGAGCACGGUCAAAACAUUGGGAUUGUUGUGAGUCCAACUAGGAGCCCGGUUGUGACUCACCGCGAAGAAUUCGCUUUAGUAUUUCGAUUAAACGAUUGUAGAAUGCGAAUUAUUUCCCACAUCGGAUUUAAUCACUCAAUAAAUCGCCAAUCAACGGGUGUAACCGCGGAUGGGGCGUCAAGAUUUAGCGCGAGAGAUAUUUUAACGACUUCAGUUGAGCGGUUAAUUCGUUACAUCAUGUUUUCAAGCAACCAAAGUUAUAUGAGACCACUCAUUUCGGAUAUCUUAGAUUUAUCGCUUUUAUUAUCGGAAAUCCUUUUAUUACAAAUAGUUGACUCAAUCCCCCCACCAUCAGGAAUGAAUUUAGACACCGAAAGAGAGAGUUUAUCCGUUAGAAUCGAUCUUAUGUGUAGUCGAAUGUUGAGUCGAAUCAACGAUAACUCUCAAGCGCUUAGUCGGAGUUUAAGAUUCACCAGAUUAGCGGUGAGACAAGCUUCGAACGCUUUAAAUCAAACAUAUCGAGCAAGAAGGAACGCAAUGUUGCCUUCUUCGUUUAGAGAUCCAAGAAGGACUUUAUUAGAGGAGAUACACACGUGUUUAAGGAAUAUUCGGAGACACGAAACUCUUCCGCCCGGAAGUACUAGUAAUCAAUUAUCGACGAGUGAUUGGUUCCAAACUAUUCAAAGAUUAAUUAGUAGGCAUAGAAAUGAAGCUCUUGGGACCGAUCAACCGAGUACGAGCGGAAUAAAUCUUUCAAUCAAUCAAAGUAGUAAUUUAAGUAAUAAUGUUUCUAAUAAUUCCGGAAGUGAAUCUCAAAAUAUUCAAAAUAAUCGUCCUCAAGUCACUUCUACGAGUGCUAAUAACGAAGUUUUGAGUAGCGAUGAUGAUAAUAAUAAUUCAGACCAACCUCAAUCUCCGGCUGAAACUAGUUCUGAAAGAACGUUGGGGUACUUCUCCCCCAACACAAUUUUUCCACGAUCAAGAACAACCGGGAAUUUUUUUAAUAUACUUAACGACGACGAUUCCUCGUCCACAAAUAACAACGGCUCCCCUCGUACGAGAUAUUGGAAUGCCCCUAUCAUUCAAGUCAAUGAUGAACCGAUCACGCAAUUUCCUCAAUAUCAAUCUUUUCAAUCGUAUUUAACGAAUCGGCAAAGAAUGUCGGAGCGUUUUGCUGAACUCCGAACUUAUCCCGUCGCCGGUCUUUUUAGACCCAGAUUUCUUCAUCCUCUUUAUUCCGGACCAAUCGAUAAUGAUUUAGAUGAAAGCGUGCGCGAACAACUUUACGAUACUUCCGAUAUGAUGACUCCAGUUACUCCCAAUCAUCGAAUACAAGUUUGGGAUUUUUCACAAAAUGUUAUCCCAAACAUUAACGAUCCUUUAAGAAACAUGGUGGUAAAUGAAUGCAAGAUCCAUAACGACGCGAGUGUUGAUAUUGCUAGUGAUGGAAGUAUUUUGGUUACUUUGUUACCUACCGGUGGUUAUUUAAACGCGACAACUCGAUUAGGGGUUUACAGUCUUGAAUGGGAAACGCUGGGUCAACGUUUAUAUGUAGCAGAUUUAGAACAAAACGCAGUUUCCGUUUCAUUAUCCCCGCUAAAUCGUCAUUUAGUGGUUGGAUUAUCUGCGAGAAGAGUAUCGAUAGUUCCAAGCGAACGAUGGAUAAUGGCCCGAAUUUUUGCGUUGGAUGAUAAAAGGAAUACUUCGAAUCAAUUGGUUUCGACGAGGGAGGUGGCUCAAAUCAGAGAACCAAACUCGUUAAAAAGCGUUAAUUGUAUUCGUUGGCUUCCGGUUUCUGGUCAAGGUUUGGUUUAUGGAACAAAUACGGGCCAGUUAAGAAUUUUGACGUAAUCUGAACAAAGAGGAUUUUUUUAUUUAAUUGAAGUGAUAAAUUUUAUUUUGGGUUGAUUUAAAGAAAAAUAAGAAAGGUUGUCGUUUUAUUAAGUACAUAUUUCUUUUUAAAUACGAAUAUAAUGAUAACAGUUUUGAAUCUGAUGGAAAGUAUGUAUAUUAUAAGAUGGUAUGAUGAUGAAGAAGCAUUUAAAUUCUGCGAGAUUUUAGUUUCCUUUUUAAUUUUACGUUCUUUCAUACGUAUUCAAUAAUAAAUUAUUAAUUCGUUUCAAAAUAAAUUA